Molecule: messenger RNA, 642 nt
Organism: Dissoconium aciculare CBS 342.82
Lineage: Eukaryota; Fungi; Ascomycota; Dothideomycetes; Mycosphaerellales; Dissoconiaceae
Exons: 3
Coding region: 1-642 (213 amino acids)
Biological process (GO): electron transport chain
Source: RefSeq, a predicted model, not a curated record
AUGAAUGCGCUGCAUAAGUCCGCGACGGUCGUCCUGCGGACAGCGGUGCGACCAGCUCUGUCACGUCGAGUUCCCGCCCUGGCUCGUUUCGAGAGUUCGGUUUCAGUUGACACGGCCGUGAUCCCAACAACCGAACAGCAGCCAGUCAAGCGUGAAGGUGGAGCAGAUGCCCACCCCAGUCACCAAUUGGACUAUGGCGUGACCCAGGAUUACCGGACCUCGAACUUUUCACCCAUCCCAAUGCGUGUCAUGGACGGCAGCGAACCGGGCGAGAUUACUCCAGCUGCUGUGUUGUCCGGCGCUCCUACCGACCUUCAAGCCCGCACUGUUCGUAUUUACAAGCCCGCCAAAACGGCCACGCAAUCUGGCAACUGGCACGGCCACCACUGGAGAAUGGACUGGGAUGUCCUCAACAAAGGUCACAGAUGGGAGAACCCUCUGAUGGGUUGGCAAAGUAGUGCAGACGCAAUGCAGGGAACACAUUUGAACUUCGAGAGCAAGGAGGACGCCAUCCGCUUUGCAAACAAGCAAGGUUAUGAAUACUUCGUGCAGGAGCCGAAUGAGCGGCGGUUUACCCCGAAGGCCUAUGCAACACAAUUCGAGCACAGCGCAAAGAAGCUAAAACAAGUCCGGACGAAGUAA